AAAUGAUUGUGUGUGAAAUGUCUUUCAAUACAAAUCAAAAUCUUGUUUGAAUCGUAACGUUGGUUGCGUGUAUGUAACACGCCUCUCGUUCGCAGGUUGGCUCAAAUCGACAAGAGUUGUCAAGAAGUCGCUGCCAGGCAGUGCCUUCCAGUUUGCUUCAAGUGUUUUAGUUGCGUGCGUGUUAAUUUAGUCUCUCGUUGACUCUCUUUCGAGUCUCUUUGAAAGAUCUCUAGUUUUCUAUUUUUUUUUUCUUUUUUCGUGUGUGUGUGUGUGUGUCACUCGUUUAACACGUGUCUCUCCCUUGUCCCUUAGCCACGUGUACACCCAAUUAACAUUACACUUGAAUUUCUUAUCGUUCAACUCAAUUGAUACGAUCUACAACUGUUUUGAAAGAAGAAUUUUUCCCGUGUUUCUGUGUAUGUGUGUGUGUAUAUAACUUGACCAGGUGACCUUUUUAAUUCAAAUGUUGUGAAACAUCGAAGGAUAUACAGAAUCUCAAUAUUUUUGAGAUAAGAACUCAAGAGAUAGAGGGAGAAAAAAAAAGGGAAGACUGAAGAAGAGUGAAAACAACGGAGACGUAAAGUUUUCUUUUUUUGAAAUAAAAUUGAACAUUUUAUGGCUUUUAUGGGCCAUUAAGUGAAUUUUGUGAUACUGGCAAAUUUAAAAGUGACAGAAGAGAUCCAUCCAGCAUCUCAAUGUUGGAGUGUGCUAAUGUUAUAUAAUAGCAUGCAGUUCGCAUAUCGGUACACGUGGAACAAAGAAAUAAUUGUCAACUCUCAAAAACUUGUGAAAAGACGUUGAAAAGGAAACAAAACACAUGCGAGGACAAGAUAUACUUUAAUUAUUAUUGUAGAUCUAGCCCACCAUAUUCGAUCGUUAAUCACAUUAAUUUUGUGUACUUUUUUUCUGAUCUUUCGUUUUUCUUUAACUUUUCAUUAUUAUUAUUAUUAUUAUUAUUCCUCAAUCUCGGCAUUACCGCUGAUUCUGUGAUUUGCAUUUGAUCAUCAUCCAAAAAUGAAUAUCAACAUGGCAAGAAUGUCUGUUGCCUGUUUUGGUGAGCCUUUUUCGGAUUGGUUAGAGGAAAAGAUUAAUCUUCCGAUAUUUGAAGGACUACCAGGACCAGAAUGCGGUCAAAACAAAGCAGUUGUCUAUUCAAAUUUGGAGAAGAUUCAUCAUCAGGACACCACACAGAGUCUCCUGCAAGAAUUCGAAACAGUGAUGGGUGAUGUUGAGGCAUGUCAUUAUCAAAUCUCUCAACCUGUCAUCUCAACAUUGACACCUCCACAAUCACCACCACCACAACAACAACAACAACAACAACAACAACAAACGACAAUUAAAUCAGUCAACGAAACACACUUGCUGGUCACUCUGCAACCAAUGCAAAAUACCUUCGUAUACCCUAGCCAACAGAAUAACAAUAUUGAUCAUAAUCAACAACAACAAUCGAUUCCAAUCGUGAAGUCAAUGCCUUAUAUAGAUCAAAUCCCAGAACAGUGGAAUGCUGAAAAUCUAUCAUUGGAACCACUUGGAGGUGAUGUGGCAAGAGAAUUAGCUGCUGUCGAUGAAUAUGUACGCUCAUGUGUUGAAGAUGUUUCACCAUCAAGUCCAUGUACAAGUUCUGGCGCAAGUUGCACAUCAUCAGAGGAAUCAAUCGAUGAUCCCGAUUGGGUCAUUGAUAAUGGUAAUCAUCAUAAUUCAAGAAAAGCACCAUCAAGCAUGUUAAAAUUGAGACGCAAGCCAUAUUCAAAAGUUGGCGUUGAAGAUAAAAAAGUACGCAAAAAGGAGCAGAAUAAAAAUGCAGCCACACGUUAUCGGCAAAAAAAGAAGCAAGAAAUAAAAGAGAUUCUCACUGAGGAACAACAACUUGUCAAGCAUAAUGAUAAGCUGCAGGAAAAAGUUAAGGAUCUACAACGUGAAAUUGGUUAUUUAAAAGGAUUGAUGAGAGACCUCUUUAAAGCAAAGGGUUUUAUGAAGUAAAAAUAUUCAUUCUAAAAUGGCUCAUUUUCGUCUUUUUUAAUUGUAUUUUAUUUUUUACUAAAUAUCUCCUGCUUACAUCGAUAGAUUUUUUUUUUUAAAUAAUUGCAUAAUAAUUUUAGAACUACUUUCAUUUUAUAGUUGACAAUAAUUUUUUUUUUCCACAUGUUCAUUUAAGAAAAUUAGAAGAGAAAAAAAAACAAUUACGAAUUUUUUUAAGCGCUAAAUAAUUAGCAAAUAAAUCAAUAUUCGUAAUUAUGCUAUUUUGUUUCGUUUUAAGAUUCAAAACAGAAUUACUUCUUCUUGAUGAAAAUUUCAAUUUGUCUUUGAAAUAUUUUAAAUGUUUUUUUAAUUAAAGAAGGAAUUUUUUCUUUAAAAAAGCAAUUAACAUUUUUUGGAAUUAAUUUUAAAAAAAUCAAUUUCAUGAUUUUUUGUUGAAUUUAAGGAGAAGUUAUUCGAGAGAGUUUUUACUUAUAUAUAUAUAUAUAUAUAUAUAAAUGUUUGUAUCUCCUGCAGCAUCUAUUAGACAUAUAAUAUAUAUUAUAUAUUGUUUUUUGUAUAACAUCUUUUUUUUUUGAUAACAUUUAAGAUCGAUUUACUGGUGUGUUAAUCGCAAUAAGUUUGUCUAAAGCGUACAUGCCCCUAUGAAGCAUUGAUUAUAAUGCGGAAAUUUGCUGUUCGCGGAAACAAUCAAUUAUGUCAGUUUACACAUCCAUUUUUAUUGAAUGAUUUCAUUCCGAAAUGAUUUUAACCCAAUAUUAUAUCUUAUAUAUAUUUUUUCUUAAAUAAAAUUCUGUAUUGAAAAAAAAAAACAGAAAUAAAUGGGUUAAGAAGUAGUAAACCGUA
Messenger RNA from Leptopilina boulardi, 2823 nucleotides. RefSeq names its product activating transcription factor of chaperone (gene crc). The transcript has 2 exons. Gene Ontology annotation, molecular function: DNA-binding transcription activator activity, RNA polymerase II-specific; RNA polymerase II transcription regulatory region sequence-specific DNA binding. NCBI's taxonomy places the organism in Eukaryota, Metazoa, Arthropoda, Insecta, Hymenoptera, Figitidae. Gene Ontology annotation, biological process: regulation of transcription by RNA polymerase II. Gene Ontology annotation, cellular component: nucleus. The coding region runs from base 1015 to 1980 and encodes 321 amino acids. The record is from RefSeq and is a predicted model, not a curated record.